Molecule: messenger RNA, 1080 nt
Organism: Aspergillus fischeri NRRL 181
Lineage: Eukaryota; Fungi; Ascomycota; Eurotiomycetes; Eurotiales; Aspergillaceae
Gene: zrfA
Product: high-affinity Zn(2+) transporter ZRT1
Exons: 1
Coding region: 1-1080 (359 amino acids)
Biological process (GO): zinc ion import across plasma membrane
Cellular component (GO): plasma membrane
Molecular function (GO): high-affinity zinc transmembrane transporter activity
Source: RefSeq, a predicted model, not a curated record
AUGUCUACCUUCGACCCCUCCAACGUUGACCUCAACACCGCCAGCAAAGAGGAUGUCAUCUGUUACCUCUCGUUGUCGGAAAAUGAGUACAACGGCCACCUAGGCGCGCGCAUAUCCUCCAUCUUUGUCAUCUUUAUCACGUCUACCGUAUUUACCCUCUUCCCGGUGGUUGCUCAGCGACUCCCCCAGUGGCGUAUUCCCCAUCAUGUGUACCUGUUUGGGCGAUACUUCGGGACAGGCGUCAUCGUGGCGACUGCAUUCAUCCACCUGCUGGACCCCGCCUACCAAAGCAUAGGACCAGGAACAUGUAUCGGCAUGUCCGGCGCCUGGGGCGAGUACUCCUGGUGCGCGGCGAUUGUCCUCUCAUCCGUCACACUGAUCUUUCUCAUGGAUGUCGGGGCAGAGGUGUACGUCGAGUGGAAGUACAAUGUCCAGCGAGAAGCGAACGCCACUGCAGCGUUCAUCACCCAGCCAGCAUGCUCCAGUCCGCACGGAUCAUCCGACGAGCUUACGGCGACGGAACCAUCAUCCCCAACAGGAAGCAAGGAUCUCUACCCCCACGCAGACGAAAUCUCGGUAACCUCCGAACGGGCCUUCCGCCAGGGCAUCGCCGCCUUCCUGAUCCUCGAAUUCGGCAUCAUCUUCCAUUCCGUCAUCAUCGGUCUCAACCUGGGCGUCGCAGGCGACGAAUUCGCAACGCUCUACCCCGUCCUAGUCUUCCACCAGUCCUUCGAGGGAUUGGGGAUCGGGGCUCGCAUGUCAGCGCUCCAUUUCGGCAGACGCCGCUGGCUGCCUUGGGUUCUCUGCCUGGCAUACGGUCUCACCACGCCAAUUGCCAUUGCUAUCGGGCUGGGUGUACGCACUUCGUAUAACCCAGGCUCCAGGACGGCCCUGCUCGUGCAGGGGGUGCUAGACGCUAUAUCGGCAGGGAUCUUGAUAUACAGUGGGUUGGUGGAGUUGCUCGCUCGAGACUUUUUGUUUGAUCCGUGUCGGACGAAGAGACGGGGUCAGAUUUUGUAUAUGCUGGGAUGUACGCUCCUGGGAGCUGGGAUUAUGGCGUUGAUAGGCAAGUGGGCCUAA